Molecule: messenger RNA, 987 nt
Organism: Penicillium psychrosexuale
Lineage: Eukaryota; Fungi; Ascomycota; Eurotiomycetes; Eurotiales; Aspergillaceae
Exons: 5
Coding region: 1-987 (328 amino acids)
Biological process (GO): lipid metabolic process
Molecular function (GO): phosphoric diester hydrolase activity
Source: RefSeq, a predicted model, not a curated record
AUGUUAUUCCUCUCUAGCGUUGUUGUGGCUCUCCUCGCGGGUCCGGAUCCAGCUCUCGGGGCGAUCACCUCUAGCCUACAGAGCAUCUUAAAAAACACCCAUGGCAGCCCAGACUAUAGGUAUCCCACUGAUCUAACAAGAGAUCUGUUACCCGUGAGUCUAUCUGUGGCACCAUGUAUCGAUAAACUCUCUGUGGAGUUUCCGCCAUCUGGAAUAUUUGACUAUUGGCGAGACGAGCCUUUCUAUACCGGUCUCUCACAUGGCUGCACAUCUACCGAAGCCGAUGUCUGGUUAUACAAUGGCACCCUCUAUGUUGGUCACGAUGAAUCCGCCCUGACGGAGUCUCGAACUCUUGAAUCCUUGUAUAUCAACCCAAUUCUAGACGUGCUAGAGCGCCAGAACCCCGAGAGUCCAUUUAUAUCAUCGCCAACUAAAAACGGUGUGUGGGAUACCGUUCCCGACCAAACGCUUUACUUCUUCAUUGAUGUGAAAACAUCCGGCCCCGAGACGUUCCAGGCGGUAAUUGCUGCUUUAGAACCUCUAAGAGAGAAGGGCUACUUAACUACCGUCAAGGAUGGCAAAACCGUUACCAAUGGACCCGUCACCAUCAUUGGCACCGGAGAGACACCGUUCGAUAUGGUAGCGCCCAUCAAAGACCGAGACUACUUUUUCGAUGCGCCGCUGGCAGAUCUCAAUGAUCCCAAAUAUGCCGAUGUAACUGGCGUUAUCUCGCCUGUUGCUUCGACGAAUUUCCGGGAAGCCGUCGGCAAGAUAACUGUCGAUACAGAUCCAAUUCUCUCAGACGACCAACUCAAAGCUCUCCGGGACCAAAUUUCCACCGCAAAUGAGCGCGGGAUUGGGGCUAGAUAUUGGAACACGCCACACUUCCCGAUUCGUGCACGAAACCUUGUCUGGAGGACUCUUUUGAGAGAAGGAGUCAUUCUGCUCAAUGCCGAUGAUCUAGAUGCUGUGGCUUCUUACUUCUAA